AUGGUUUCAUCCGCGAACGACACAGAUGAGUUGGUGUGGGCCAAAAUCGGAGGAGUAUUGGUAGAAAUGCAAAUUGACUCGGGCGUCCAAUCGAACAUAAUCGAUGAUCGUACAUGGAACAUGAUGAUCCAGAAUGGAGUAGACGUAAUCGGGUCGGAACGCUGUCCGGACAGGAAGUUCAAGGCUUACGCGCAGAAAGAUUGUCUGACAGUGAACAAGAUGUUCGACGCAGAAAUUUCUAUUGCCGAUGGGAGCAAGGUGCUUAAGGCUGUGGCGCGAUUUUAUGUUGUGGUAGGUGGCCCUCAGCCACUUCUAGCACAGCGACUACGAAGGCUUCCGUUUGCCACGCUGGAACGUGUGGAAGAUAAGCUGAACGAUCUCCUGGCCAAAGAUAUUAUCGAGAGAGUGUCGGAACCGUGUACUUGGGUGUCUCCACUGGUGGUUGUACUCAAGGACAGUGGAGACAUCAGACUGUGCAUAGAUACGCGCCAGGUAAACAAAGCAGUUCUUCGAGAAACACAUCCUCUCCCGACGAUUGAAGAUAUACGCUGGAAAUUGAACGGUGCCACAGUUUUCUCCCGGUUGGACAUCAAGGACGCUUUCCAUCAGCUCUGUCUUGAGGACGAGAGCAAGCCGCUUACAACUUUCAUCACGCACAAGGGGCUGUUCAGGUACAAGCGGUUGCUCUUCGGCAUAAGCAGCGCAUCGGAACAGUUUCAGAAGAUCAUCGAGCAGUUGUUCUCAAGUUGUGGCAACACGGUCAAUUUCAUUGACGACAUCAUCGUAUUCGGUAAGACUGAACAGGAACAUGACGUGGCGCUCCAAGAGAUGUACGAGAUUGAUUUCCUGGGACAUCGAUUCAACAAGAACGGCAUGUCCCCAGCUCAGAGCAAAGUUAAAGCUAUACGGAAUUUCCGGACGCCGACCACUGGCGAGGAAGUGCGAAGUUUCCUCGGUCUCGUCAAUUACGUUGGUGCGUUCAUUCCAGACCUCGCGACAUGGGGUUCAGCCGAGCAGGAAGCUUUCGAUCGUCUGCUGCUACUCAUUGGCAGACCGAGCAGUUUGUCCCAUUUCGACGCAAAACUAUCGACGCGGGUCAUCGCAGAUGCUUCUCCAGUUGGAUUGGGAGCAGUUCUAAUCCAAUUUCUGGAAGGAGUGCCGAAGGUGGUAUCGUACGCCAGUAAAAGCUUAACCGAGACGGAACGGCGGUACGCACAAACGGAAAAGGAAGCGUUGGCGUUGGUUUGGUCCGUGGAGCGGUUUAAGAUCUACCUACUGGGCAUCCGGUUUGAACUGGAGACAGAUCACAAGCCACUUGAAGCCAUAUUUUCUCCAGAUUCUUCUCCAUGUCUCAGAAUUGAGCGUUGGGUGUUGCGUCUGCAGGCGUUCAGCUACAAAGUAGUUUAUCGUAAAGGUAAAUCGAACAUCGCAGAUCCUUUGUCGAGGUUAUCAGUACCAACGGAAACGGACCCUUUCGAUUCUGACUCGGAGAUUUAUGUGCGAAAUGUCUUGGAACUUGCUGCGAUCGACCUGGGCGAAGUGGAGAAGGUCGCUACCGAGGAUCUGGAGCUGAUAGAACUGAGGAAUUGCCUGGACCGAGGAAUUUGGAACUAUUCGUCCGAACAUGUCAAACCGUAUUAUGCCUUUCGGCAGGAACUGGGCAAGGUUGGCGAUCUAGUGGUGAGAGGCUCGCGACUGGUUGUUCCGAGAAGUUUACGACAACGAAUGCUGCAACUAGGUCAUGAAGGUCAUCCGGAUCAAACGAAGAUGCAGCAGAGGUUGAGGAACAAUUGUUGGUGGCCCGGGAUGGAUCAGGACGUGGUGCGUUUUGUGGACCGUUGCGAAGGUUGUCGUUUAGAGUUAGGGAUCGACUUUCUUGGACCGUUACCUUCCGGAGACUACCUCCUGGUGGUGGUCGAUUAUUUCAGCCGUUAUAAGGAGGUUGAGAUUCUAAGAAAGAUCACUGCUGCAGAGACGGUCAACAAGUUGGAAGGUAUAUUCGUAAGGCUCGGCUAUCCCAACAGUAUAACUCUCGACAACGGUCGGCAAUUCGUGAGUUCAGAAUUCGACAACUACUGCAAGCAGCGCGGCAUCACCCUCAACAGAACGACACCAUACUGGCCUCAGGAAAAUGGUCUUACUGAGCGCCAAAACAGAUCUAUGAUGAAGCGGCUCAAAAUCAGUCAAGGAUUGAAGCAGGACUGGAAGGAGGAACUCAGAAAGUACUUGUUGAUGUAUUAUUCCACCCCUCACAGCACUACCGGAAAAACUCCUUCCGAGCUGUUGUACGGUCGAACGAUCCGUACGAAACUUCCAUCGCUGCGAGAUACGUCGGCUUCUGUCGUCCCUACAGACUACAGAGAUCGAGAUCAAAAAUGA
Messenger RNA from Culex quinquefasciatus (southern house mosquito), 2379 nucleotides. RefSeq lists its product as uncharacterized. The record is from RefSeq and is a predicted model, not a curated record. The transcript has 5 exons. Bases 1 to 2379 code for a protein of 792 amino acids. NCBI's taxonomy places the organism in Eukaryota, Metazoa, Arthropoda, Insecta, Diptera, Culicidae. Gene Ontology annotation, biological process: DNA integration. Gene Ontology annotation, molecular function: nucleic acid binding.